AUGGAAGCGACUUCUUCUCUGUGUUCAUCAUCCCCUGUUCUUCUUCCUCCACAACCAUCUUCUUCGUUUGCAGGUUCACGGAAUCGGAGAUUGGGUUUCCGGCAACAGAAGGUACCCAUUUCCGCCGUGAGAAGAGGCGAGUGCGAUUGGGGUUAUGGCGGACGGCUUGUGGAUGAGAGUAUGAUAGUGCUGAGAAGGAGGAUUCAUGAGACGAAGAUGGUGGAGAGGAAUUACGAACCACCGGAGGAUUGGAUGGAGUGGGAGAAGAAGUACUAUACAACCUAUGAUGCCAGUAUUUGCAGAGCAGUUGGGGUUUUGCAAUCUCAAUUGAUGAACACAAGACCCAGUUUGGCUCUUGGAAUGCUUGCACUCGUUGCAUUAAGUGUUCCCACAUCCACAGUGAUGAUCAUGUUACAGUUGAUGAAUGUAGCUAAUGGAAUCUUGUCUGGGAUUCAUCUCAUCAACUGA
This is a messenger RNA of Telopea speciosissima, 468 nucleotides long. RefSeq lists its product as uncharacterized. The transcript has a single exon. NCBI's taxonomy places the organism in Eukaryota, Viridiplantae, Streptophyta, Magnoliopsida, Proteales, Proteaceae. The record is from RefSeq and is a predicted model, not a curated record. The coding region runs from base 1 to 468 and encodes 155 amino acids.